UGUGAUGAACGCAUUAACAUCGUGUCUGAAAUUUAUUUUUCUCUUCUGGUAAAAAAUUCUGGCGUGGUAUACAGAAAAACGCGACGGCGGCGGUAUAUCUUUGUGCCUGCGUCUCACAAAUUGACGACAAACGUAAAAAAUAAAUCAUCACAGCACACCACGGAUACGAAAAAUUAAGUGCAAAAGAAAAAAAGUGUUUAAUUACCGCAAAUACAAAAAGAAAGGAAUAAACUUUACAUUUAACGAAGAAAAAAAAAUACAGUGAGUUAAAAAGAUAAUUUGUUUGCUCCGAUAUUUGCUCAAAAAAUUAUACAAAUAAUUUUAGUUCAGUCAAUAUUUAAAAAAAAAAAAAAAAACUCAGACGAAAGAAACCGAGUGAAAUGCAAACAAGUAAAAAAUAAAAAAGAAAAAAAAAAUAAAAGAAACUAUUUCUGUGUAAAUCUACCGGAACUAAUGGCACCGCAUUCACAUGUUCUUGUGCAUGUCCAACAACAACAACAACAACGCGGUGUGGUCUUUACUAUAUUAUGAUUAUUAUUACAUCUCAAUAAAACUCAAAGAGUUCACAAACAACAAGCAAUCAAUGACUUGUUUACGACAACGACGACUUACUCGCAGCAAAUAAAAAAUAAAUAAAUAUAAAUUAACUAGAGCGCACUAAAUUAACAACAACUACAAAAAAAAAAAAAGAAAUCACUUUAUCAAUUAAAUUCAAUUCAAGUAGUGACGACGUCGUUUAUAAAUAAAAUAAUUGUAUAACAACAACAAAGAGAGUCGCUGUGCCAUUUCAUGUUUAUUUUUUGCAAACAAAUUAAUGAAAGAUAAAAGUAAUAAUAAAAUAAUCAUCAUAAAGAAAAAAAAUCAAGAGUGUAAAAAAUCAAAAAUAAAUAAAAAAAAGUCAUCAAGUGUAAACAAAUGAUAAAAAAUUAAAUAAAAAAAAGUGAAAAGCAGGAUACAAAAGUAUCAAUUAAUAAUUAAUAAAAAAAAGGUCAAUAAUCGUGUAAUAAUAAAAAAAAUAAUAAUAAAAAAUAAACGAGAACGAGAGUAUAUAAAAGAGAUAAUAAUAAUAUGAUUAUGAAUAUCAUAUACAACAACAACAAGCAAAGUAUAUAUUUUGUAAGUGACCAAAGUUGCACGAAAAAUAAUCAUUAUUAUCGGUAGUUGUAUAACGUACAUGACACUCUUCCAUAUAAUUAAACAUCUGUGUUAUUCAACAAUUGGGUUUCGAUAAUUUCUCGAAUAAAAAAAAAUUUCGUAUAAAAAAUAAAAGUGAUAAAAUAUACAAAAUUAUAAUAAAUACACUUGUUGGAGAGUGUUAAAAAGAUUUACUACACAACCUACAUUGGAUUAUUACAUUGCAUCGCCAGGAGUUUAAACCGUAAAUAAACAAUUGUGGAGAAAAUGUAUGCGAGUCCGGCAGCUGUUGCAGCCCGGCAUCCGGUUAGUGGUCCCCCACAACCGGCACAGCCAUUCAAAUUCACAGUCGUGGAAAGUUGCGAUAGGAUAAAGGAGGAAUUUAAUUUCCUCCAGGCACAAUAUCACAACUUAAAAAUGGAAUGCGAAAAAUUAGCACAAGAAAAGACAGAAAUGCAACGACAUUAUGUCAUGUACUACGAAAUGUCAUACGGAUUAAAUGUUGAAAUGCAUAAACAGACUGAAAUCGCGAAACGUUUGAAUGCGAUUAUCAACCAAAUUCUUCCGUAUAUUUCGCAAGACCAACAGCAGCAAGUAUUGACGGCAGUUGAUCGCGCCAAGCAAAUUACAAUGUCGGAACUGAAUGCUGUGAUAGGUCAACAGAGACCCGAUUUGCCGAGAAUUUUGCAACAAAUGCAUGCGCAACACCCGCACGGAGGUCCUCCAGGUAUCCCGAUGGCGAUUCCUCAUCCCGGUUUGACGCCCGGAUCGUUAAAUGGACAACUUGCAUUGCCCGGAGGUCCUUCGCAGCAUCCGCUUGCCAUGUUGAAUAAGCAGGAAUUGCAUCGACCUGAAGAAUCGAAGAGCGUUGGAGGCAUGAGUGCUACUGAUGAACGACAUAACAGAAAUUCCGUUUCACCGCCGGAUCGUGAAAAGUACAGACCUCGCACUCCCGAAUCGCACGGACAUGAUCUCAAAAAAAUUAAGAAGGAAGAAAAAGAUAUGGGACACCAAUCUGACGGCGAAAAAUCUGACGCUGAUCUCGUAGUUGAUGAUAGUUCAGAAAUUAAUCCCAUGAGUCCGUCAUCCAAUCAAAUGGGUCACAACGGAACAAUGUCUCCGCGUGAAAAUGGCAUGAUGGUGAAGAAAAUGGAACACAAUGAUCGUUUAGGACCUCAUUCGCCGCGUUCGGGCACUUCGUCAAACGCUUCCACGCCAUCAAACAAAAAGCUCGAAGACAAACCAUCGACUCCUGUUUCGAAAUCUGUUACUCCCACAAAUUCCGCAAGCAAUGGAUUACCUCCAGCUGGCAUGAUGAAGGGCGUUGUUAAGCCUCCAGUUUUGAAUCCGGGCGGUUAUCCGCAUUAUUUGGGACCUUUGAAUGGCGCUCCGCCUCCAGAAUUGGCAGCUGCUUAUGGUCCGGGCGGAAUUCCCGCUGGAAUGCCUCCAGGUAUGCCCGGAUAUCCGCAUCCGAGAGCUCCGUUGCCCGUUGGAUAUGAUCCGCAUCCGCAAUUGAGAGCGCUGGGACCCGGUCUUGGAUCGUUAGCGGGAGGAAAACCAGCUUAUUCAUUCCACGUGAGCGCCGAAGGUCAAAUGCAACCCGUUCCAUUCCCCAAUGAUGCUUUAAUGGGCGCCGGCAUUCCGCGUCACGCACGCCAAAUCAGCACCUUGAAUCACGGCGAAGUUGUGUGCGCCGUUACGAUCUCCAAUCCCACAAAAUACGUCUACACAGGCGGCAAAGGAUGCGUCAAAGCGUGGGACAUCUCUCAACCAAACUUGAAAUCACCAGUUAGCCAAUUGGACUGUUUACAACGGGACAAUUACAUUCGUUCAGUGAAACUCUUGCCCGACGGUCGAACAUUGAUUGUCGGAGGAGAAGCAUCUAAUUUAUCAAUUUGGGAUUUGGCGAGUCCAACUCCAAGAAUCAAGGCUGAACUUACCUCAAAUGCGCCUGCAUGCUAUGCACUCGCUAUCUCACCUGACUCAAAAGUCUGUUUCUCAUGUUGCUCCGAUGGCAAUAUCGCAGUUUGGGAUUUGCAAAAUCAAACGUUGGUCAGACAAUUUCAAGGUCAUACUGAUGGCGCGUCAUGCAUCGACAUCAGUGCAGAUGGUACAAAAUUAUGGACUGGCGGUUUGGAUAACACCGUUCGCUCAUGGGAUCUCAGAGAAGGGCGUCAAUUGCAACAACACGACUUUGGAUCGCAAAUUUUCUCACUCGGAUACUGCCCAACAGGCGAAUGGUUGGCUGUCGGUAUGGAAAAUUCCAACGUCGAGGUCUUGCAUGCCACGAAACCCGACAAAUAUCAGUUACAUUUACACGAAAGUUGUGUAUUGAGUUUGAAAUUUGCCUCGUGCGGCAAGUGGUUUGUCUCAACUGGCAAAGAUAACUUAUUGAAUGCUUGGCGAACGCCUUAUGGAGCAUCAAUUUUCCAAUCGAAGGAAUCCUCAUCAGUACUUAGCUGUGACAUCUCUGUUGAUGACAAAUACAUUGUAACGGGUUCGGGCGACAAGAAAGCCACAGUUUACGAAGUGAUCUAUUAAAACGGGAGCAAUAACGUUUGCUUUAAAAGUGAAUCAAAAAUACUUAAUAAUAAUUAAUUAAAAAAAUGACGAAAUAAAAUAAUUUUACGAAAUAAACACAUAUUUUAAGUCUGGCAUGUAAAAAAAAAGAAUAAUUUAGCGACAGGAAUAUUAAAAAGUAAGAAAGCGCUUAUAGACCUAAGUUUCUAAUAAUUUUCAGUUGUAUUUAGCAUAAAGUCCCUAAAAGUUAAGAUCCAUAGUUUGUAUGUUUAUUAUAUUAUAAUUAGAUGACAAAAAGUAGAAAAAUGCUAUUCUAAAGUAGUAAUCGAGCAUAUGUGUAAAUAUUUAAAAUUAAAAUUUAGAUAAAAAAAAUAAAAAUUUUAUAAGAUUAAGUCAAGACGAAGAGAUUCAUUGUAAAUUUUAGCGAUGUAAGAUAAUGAUG
Culicoides brevitarsis is the source of this 4096-nucleotide messenger RNA. RefSeq names its product protein groucho-like. Gene Ontology annotation, cellular component: nucleus; transcription regulator complex. The coding region runs from base 1402 to 3675 and encodes 757 amino acids. NCBI's taxonomy places the organism in Eukaryota, Metazoa, Arthropoda, Insecta, Diptera, Ceratopogonidae. The record is from RefSeq and is a predicted model, not a curated record. The transcript has 14 exons. Gene Ontology annotation, biological process: negative regulation of canonical Wnt signaling pathway; regulation of DNA-templated transcription. Gene Ontology annotation, molecular function: transcription corepressor activity; protein binding.